Molecule: messenger RNA, 1455 nt
Organism: Brenthis ino (lesser marbled fritillary)
Lineage: Eukaryota; Metazoa; Arthropoda; Insecta; Lepidoptera; Nymphalidae
Source: the annotation of a GenBank genome assembly
AUGCUGGACUGCGCUCGUACCAAGGGCCCGUGUUCUGUUAAACCUGUACCUGAUCCACCGCCAUGUCCGCCUCCGCCUCGACCUCCAUUUCCUUGGAUAUAUGUCUGGUCUCUCGCUUGUUUCUUUAGUUUGAUGGGGCUGGUAAGUAAGAAAGAUAAUAGGCGUCCUCGUCGCAAAUUGAAACAUCCUUUCCACAGUGGAGAUCUUCCGGUAUGCGUUCAGUAUCUGAUUAUAGGAGCAGGGGCCGCUGGAUGGGCAGCUUACAGAGCAAUCAUGGAGCAUGAUAAAACUGCAAAGGUGUUUUUCAUCACAAAGGAAGAUUGCUUGCCAUAUAUGCAACCACCUAUGUCUAAACACAUGUGGUGGAAUCCUGAGCCACCUGAUUUGGCCACCUUAAAUUACAUUGAGGAUGGCAAACCACAUACUAUGUACUUAGCUGAAUGCUCUCAAUUUAUGGACCCUAUUAAGUUUUACCGCAAGAAGAUAGGUCCAGCAGUGUCGAUAGCGACAGGCUGGUGUGUUCUGAGGGUGGAUGCUGACGACCAUGUAGCGUGGGUGAAGACACUGUGUGGGGAACAGCCAAUUUAUUACGAGAGAUGUCUGAUUGCACCCGGAGCAAAAGCAAAGAAUUUAUCAGUAUUUAAGUCGGCUCCGAAACCAGUACGAGAUAAAGUGUGUACGCUUCGAACUAUACGAGAUUUGGAGAUCGCAUAUCGGAAGGUGAAGGCAUCGAAGCAUGUUGUAGUUAUUGGUGGAGGCUUUUUAGGAUGUGAACUGGCUUGGUAUUUGGGAAGAAUGAAUAAAGAGGUGGAACGUCAUGAAGACGAAGAGCCUAUUCAGAUUGUACACAUGAUGAAGGACAAAGGCAUAAUGGCAGGAGCUUUGCCAGAAUACAUUGGCGAAUGGGCGGCUGAAAAAAUAAAGUGCGAAGGAGUAACAGUUAUUCCCAAAAUCCAAGUGUAUGACGCCUUUGAGACUCCAGAUGGUCGAGUUGAAUUAACAUUAUCUAAUGGAUCAUCUCUUGUCACCGACUACGUUUUAGUCGCAGUUGGUACGGAGCCACGAGAUGAAUUAGCGGAGCCAUCAUUUUUAGAACUAGACCCUGUUAAUGGUGGAUUUCUCGUUAACACCGAGUUAGAAGCUAGGACACAUUUAUAUGUGGCAGGGGACGCAGCCAGUUUUUACUCUCAAUGGAAGGACACUAGACUUCGUUUAGCUCAUUACGGCAAUGCAGAGGAGCAAGGCUACGUGGCCGGCGCAAAUAUGACGGGCUACUGGAUACCAUGUAAUAUGGAGCCACAUUUUAAACUCAAACUCGGAACUUCUUUGGAGAUGGAGGGCGUAGGUGAGAUCGGUGCUUGUAUGCCCACGGUGGGAGUGUUCAAGCCUUGCAGUGAGGCCCCCAAGCCGCAAGCGCCAACCGCGGGCGACGGUGACCAGCCUUGUUAUAAGAAG